AUGUAUGAAUUGAAAGAACCAUUGCAGCAGAUGUUUGUUUCAACAGAAUGGGGGAGGUGUAAUUGGGCAAAGAAAGCUGAUGGAAAAGAGAUAAAGAAAAUAAUCAUGGACGAGAGAAGUUUUUGGCCUAGUGUGGUUUAUUCUCUCAAAACUACAAAGCCACUUGUCGAAGUGUUGAGGAUUGUUGAUGGUGAGCAAUCACCAGCUAUGGCUUUUAUUUACGGUGCGAUGGAUGAGUGCAAAGAAAAAAUUGCUAAGAACUUUGAUAAUGAAGUCUCUUCUUAUAAAGAGAUUUGGGAUAUCAUUGAUGAAAAAUGGGAACAUCAAAUGCAUAGGGAUUUGCAUGCAGCUGCCUACUACUUGAAUCCUCAAUUUAGAUGGAGUCCUAAUGUUUCCCAGCAUCCGGAAAUUAAGAGAGGAUUGUACAAUUGCAUGGACAGAUUAAUCAAGAGUAAUGAUAUUUAUAUGAAGAUCGAAGCUCAACUUGAUGACUACAAAUACAAAAAUGGAAUGUUUGGAUGUAGAGCUUCUUUGAAUUCAUAUAUGAAGCGUAUUCCUGUCACAUGGUGGGGCCAUUAUGGAGAUGAAGUUCCAGAACUACAGGCCUUUGCGAUGAAGAUAUUGGGUCUUACUUGUUCGGCUUCGGCGUGUGAACGAAACUGGAGUACGUUUAAUCAAGUUCAUACAAAAAGAAGAAACCGAUUGAGCACUAAUAGGAUGAAUAGCUUGGUGUACAUCAUGUACAAUAAGAAACUGAAGCAAAAGUUUAUCAGGAAGACUAAGCUAAAAGAGUCUGAUGACCCAUUAGUUGUUGAUGAGGUGUUAUCUGAUAACGAGUGGAUAGCCAACCCAAGUGAUGAAUAUGAUGAAGCAUGUGAGGAGGAUGAAAUUGAUGUAGUUUGUAGGGCCAUUGGGGAGAGAGGUGAAAGUUCAUCUAGGAAGCGGAAAAAUGUUGAAGUGAAUUUGGUGGAUGAAGAUGAUGAUGGACUAAAUUCGGUUGAUGAAGAUGACAUCUAUCGUGAGAACGAUGCGCCAGAAAAUGAUUGCUUUAAUAAUGUUUGA
Molecule: messenger RNA, 1062 nt
Organism: Lactuca sativa (garden lettuce)
Lineage: Eukaryota; Viridiplantae; Streptophyta; Magnoliopsida; Asterales; Asteraceae
Molecular function (GO): protein dimerization activity
Source: RefSeq, a predicted model, not a curated record